AUGAAGAAAGUUCUUAAAAAGCCAUCCCUUGGGGAGGAGGAUCAGACCAUGCUCACAGAAAGUGAGAGAGAGAGCAAGCAAACAGAUUUACUACCGAAACUGGAACUCCUAGAAAAGACAUUUGAGAGUUUGAGUGAUGGGAAGAACGAUAUGACAAUACGGAGGGAUCUAAAUUCAUUAUUGAAAUUUUCUGACCGCUUUACGGAGUUACUGUGUAUAAGUGUAUUUCUCAUCCUAGUAAAGCAUAAUUGCCUGAUAUUUGCGAAUAUGUAG
Molecule: messenger RNA, 273 nt
Organism: Rasamsonia emersonii CBS 393.64
Lineage: Eukaryota; Fungi; Ascomycota; Eurotiomycetes; Eurotiales; Trichocomaceae
Exons: 4
Coding region: 1-273 (90 amino acids)
Source: RefSeq, a predicted model, not a curated record